Molecule: messenger RNA, 795 nt
Organism: Trichoderma virens Gv29-8
Lineage: Eukaryota; Fungi; Ascomycota; Sordariomycetes; Hypocreales; Hypocreaceae
Exons: 1
Coding region: 1-795 (264 amino acids)
Source: RefSeq, a predicted model, not a curated record
AUGUCUCAGUACGAUCGCAUUGGAGCAUUUUAUAAUGUUGUCGAAAACCUUCCUUAUCGUGCUGUUGAAAAGCACAACGUAUACAUGGCGAUCAAACCAUUGCUAACGCCAGGUAUAUCUGUUCUCGAAUUUGCUUGCGGAACGGGAUUUUAUGCAUCACACAUUCUCUCUUGGGGUGCUGAGUAUAUUACUGGCAUGGACAUCUCAUCUACAAUGCUGGAAGGUGCGGCAGUUCGUUUAUCAUCCCAAGUUGCUCGUGGAAAAGCCCGUUUUGUAGAGGGGGACGGUACAAUUCCAGCAUCGUUUGCUCCCGAUAAUAGCUACGGCCACUUCGAUCUUGCUUUUGGGGCCUGGUUUCUUAACUACGCCCUUAAUAAAGAGAAAUUAGUAGCGAUGUUUGAGAACAUCUCUCUCAAUCUCAAGUCAGGUGGGGUUUUCGUGGGGAUCGUUCCACACCCAACGGAUGACCUAGCAAAACGAGCAGAGAUUUACAAAGAAGCCGCUCUGAAUAGAUAUUUUCCACGUAAUGAAUAUUCAGACGAGCUGGAUUCGGGUGACGGCUGGAAACUAAGGGUUUUUCUAAGCGACGAUGGAGUGGACUUUAUGACUUGGCAUCUGAAAAGGAGUGUCUAUGAAGAGGCUGCAAGGUUGGGUGGCAUGAAUGGGAAGCUGGAAUGGAGGCAAGAAAUGCUGGGUGGAGAAGAUGAAAGAAAUAAGUUUGGUUUAACAGCUGAUGAAUGGCGAGUGAGAGUUGCAAACCCUCAUGCAGGUAUUUUGCUUGUUUAUAAAGAUUAA